AAGAAGUCCCUUGUGGUGUUGAUAAUCACCUUUCUCCCCUUUGGUUCCCCCAUGGCUUGUAAAAGACCUUCCAUUGCUGCUACAUUGCUUCUACUUGGGCUGCUAGUAAUGGCUAGCCUAGACUUAACAGGUGCCCAAAUAGGUGUUUGUUAUGGAAGGAUUGGCAAUGGACUACCCCCUCCAUCGGAAGUUGUGGCUUUGUACAACCAGAAUAGUAUUCGGCGAAUGCGACUCUACGAUCCAUACCAACCAGCCCUCCAAGCCCUCAGAGGCUCCAACAUUGAGCUCAUCCUUGGUGUCCCAAACACUGACCUCCAAAAUCUAGCUUCAAACCAAGCUAAUGCAAACACAUGGGUUCAAAACAAUGUAAGAAACUACCCCAAUGUCAAUUUCAAGUACAUUGCUGUUGGCAAUGAAGUCAGUCCAGUGAAAGGUGACACAUCUCAAUUUGUACCCUUUCUCCUCCCUGCCAUAAGAAACAUUAACACUGCAAUUUCUUCAGCCGGCCUGGGGAACAAAAUCAAAGUCUCCACUGCUAUUGAAACCGGAGUCCUCGGACAAUCCUAUCCUCCAUCAAGCGGUUCUUUCAGGCCCGACGUUCGGUCGUUUCUCGAUCCAAUAAUCGGGUUCUUAGUGACCAACCGUGCCCCGUUACUUGUCAAUGUGUACCCAUAUUUUAGUCGUAUAGGUGACCCCAAAAAUGUUGGUCUUGAUUAUGCUCUUUUUAGAUCCCCUGGAGUUGUAGCGCCUGGAGGAUACCAAAAUCUUUUUGAUGCUCUGUUAGAUGCUAUGUACUUUGCACUCGAAAAGGCCGGUGGCUCGUCGUUGGAGAUCGUUGUGUCGGAGAGUGGUUGGCCUUCGGCUGGUGGGGCUGACACGUCUAUUGAUAAUGCAAGGACCUAUAACACAAAUUUGGUUCGACAUGUGAAAGGAGGGAGUCCUAAAAGGCCUGGUAAGCCAAUAGAGACUUACAUUUUUGCUAUGUUUGAUGAAGAUCAGAAGAACCCAGAGUUUGAGAAGCAUUUUGGGCUCUUUUUACCAAAUAAACAACCAAAAUACCCAAUCAGUUUCACUUAGGAGUGAACAAAACUAAGUGUACCAAGAGAAUAAGGACAGUGUCCCUAUGAUAUGCUAUACUAAAUAAGGGUUGUUUGUAGUGCAACAUGCCUCCCAAAGGCCAGGUCUGUAUGUACCCGUCAAAAGUUGCAAAGGACAGGCUUAUAUAAAUCUCUUAUCUCCUCUUAUAUGGAUGUGUUUAUC
Messenger RNA from Ilex paraguariensis (yerba mate), 1260 nucleotides. NCBI's taxonomy places the organism in Eukaryota, Viridiplantae, Streptophyta, Magnoliopsida, Aquifoliales, Aquifoliaceae. The record is from the annotation of a GenBank genome assembly.